AGCAUACCGACUUGCAUACUGACUCAAUGAUGCAAACGCUUGGCUUGCUUUAUUCAUUCUUACAUUGGCUCUCGUUGCCCAAUGGCAAAAACCCCCCGGAUGCAAAGAACCACCAACGCCCGACGCAACGCCAUGAGAUCUGCAUAUAUGCAUCGACUUUACAAGCAGGACUUGUUUUCACCAUUUUUCCCGUUGGUGGAAUCAUUUCAUUCCAUCUGCCUGGACUACCGGGGAAUAUGCGAUAUAAAGCAGUUGGUGGUGUCGGUCACAAUAUGACUUGCGCUGGAUAACCGACAAGCAUCCACGGCAGUCACAAUGAAGCUCUCUCCUCUUUCCUUAUUCUUCACCUCCAUUUUUGCUCUUCCAUCUCACCUCACGCCGAGGAAUGAUAUACCUCCUUUCUUCCUCCUAGCCGGCGACAGCACCACCGCCGUCCAAUCCAGCGGCGGAGGCGGCUGGGGCGACGGGUUCAUCAACACGACACUCCACAAGGGAGCCAAAGGUAUAAACUACGGUCACAACGG
This is a messenger RNA of Aspergillus welwitschiae, 524 nucleotides long. RefSeq lists its product as uncharacterized. The record is from RefSeq and is a predicted model, not a curated record. The transcript has a single exon. Lineage: Eukaryota; Fungi; Ascomycota; Eurotiomycetes; Eurotiales; Aspergillaceae. Bases 27 to 290 code for a protein of 87 amino acids.